Molecule: messenger RNA, 8218 nt
Organism: Gallus gallus (chicken)
Lineage: Eukaryota; Metazoa; Chordata; Aves; Galliformes; Phasianidae
Gene: ATP6AP1L
Product: ATPase H+ transporting accessory protein 1 like
Exons: 8
Coding region: 1059-2294 (411 amino acids)
Cellular component (GO): proton-transporting V-type ATPase complex
Source: RefSeq, a predicted model, not a curated record
AGCCUGAGGUGGGCGCGUGGCUACGUGAAGUGUGCGUGGGGCUGGCGGGAGUCCGGUGUGGGCGUUGCGGACCCCCGGUCUGCUAGGCUAAAGAAUAAAGAGAUUAAACUCGUGAAAGUGUUUUAAAAUCUUACAGAGUAUCCGGACUAUUUAAGUGUAUGAAAGCUGUUAGGAAGGAAAUUGAAACGGAAUAUACUGAAGCAAACGAUGGUCUUCGAUGCAUUAAGACAAUUGCUCGGUAGCGCGCUAACACCUAGGAGAGCUGUCAUCUGCGACAGUGACACAGAGCUGCGCCAGGCUCAGCGCCCGGCCACGUGUCCGCGCCGGCUCUUUCCGAGGAGCUGAGGGCCGCCCGGCCCCAAGGGGGCGCUGUGAGGUCGCCGGCCCUCGCGCGGGCGCCGCCAUUUUGGCGCUGUGAGAGGCGGGGGGAGGCCCCCGUGUGUCUGAUGCCUUUGUGCUCUGCAAAGCGCUCCCGGGUGGAUUAGGUUCUGUUCAGCGUGCUCCAUCCGCUCGGGGGUUGGGACCUCCCUUCUCCGUGGUAGAUCAACGUUGUGACACAUACUGCGCUAUUUCCUCCCCCCCCCCCCCCCCCCGUUACUCAAUCAUAGAAUCACAGGGUGACUUGGAUUGGAAGAGAUCUUAGAGCCCAUCCAGUUCCAACUCUUUGCUGUGGGCAGGUUGCCCUCCCCUUAGAUGAGGCUGCCCAGGGCCCAUCCAACCUGGCUGUGAGGCCUCCAGGGAUGAGGCACCCACAGUUCUUCGGGCAGCCAUGCCAGGGCCUCAGCAUGCUCACUGUGGAGAUUUUCCUCCUAACAUCCUUUAAAACUAUUCCCUCGUCCUGUUUCUACGUGUGCUUGUAUAAAAUUCCUCUCCAGAAAGACUUCUGGGUCCCCUCUAAGUACUAGAAGGCUACAGUGAGGUCUCCCCUGAGCCUUCUCCAGGCUGAACAAGCACACCUCCCUCAGCCUUUGCCAAUCUGCAUCCCCACCAACCAGCUGCAGCAGGAUCCCAGUUGCGUGUGAAAACUUCUUUGGAUUGAGUUGGAUCCUUCAAGGGAUAUGGGCCAUGCCUACGGUCGGUGCAUGCAGUCAGCAUACAUGGGAGCACGCAGACUUUCUCACGCUGGGUACCAGAGCAGGGACGACUCUCGUUGGCUGCAUCUGCUGUCCAUCACACCGCCGGGUGUGCGGGGCCGCGCAGCCCCCCCCAGCCCAGAGGAGCAGAUGUGCUCGGUGUGGAGGCACCGGCUCUUCUCCAUGGAAAGAAACGCUGCACUUCGGUUGUUCGUUCUGUUCUCAUGUCUGGGCUUCUCAGCAUCUGUGGAACACACGCUUACCACAGUGGAUGGCAGUUCACAUGUAGUUUCAGAUCAAGAUUCUCUGCAAAGAACUGGUCGACGCUAUGAUGGUGGUGUGAAGCCAAAAUUCAAUGUAAAUCAAGUGGCAAUUGCACAGGUUGUCAGCUACAACUUGAGCAGAAAGGAACAGCUGGAAAGAGCAUCCUGGAGGCCAUUCACCCACAGCCACUACAGCCCUCUCAAUGUCACAAUUAACGGCAUCCCUUGCAUUCUCUUCUGGGCCAAGAGGAUCAUGAUUAAGUUUGAAAACCACACACAGCUGGAUUUGACAGAGAAGACAUUUGGCGUCCAUGCAACAGUGGAUGUUGGAGAUUCAAACUGCAGUGAAGACAAUGCAAUGCUUUCUCUGAAGUUUGGUGAUAUUGGAAAUCUAAAGGGACUUGUUAUUAGAUUGUUACUAACAACCAGCUAUUACCAGCUGUCUGUUCAGAAUUGGUUCAGCUUACAGAGACUGCAGCUUAUUUACAACCACUCUGUACAAGCAACGUUUAAUGCAACAAGAAUAUAUGCACCAGCAAGUUACUCCUUCCACUGUGAACAUGUGAGCAGCUUGCAGAGAUAUGAUGCACUCCUGAUACCGAGCUCUGCAAAUGAUGUUUCAAAGCUCUGGGAAGUUACUUUCAUUGAUUUCCAGAUUCAAGGUUUUAACAUUCAAGAAGGACAUUUUGCCUAUGCAAAAGACUGUGCAUCCUUUUUCUCUCCAGCAAUUCUUAUGGGGUUGGUUAUGUCGCUGAUUCUGCUGCUGGUUCUCGCCUAUGCUCUUCAUAUGUUGAUCCACCUGAAAUCUCUUGACAGGCACUACGAAUGCAAAGCUUCUCCUGCCUAUUUUGCACAAAUGAAAGACAGUGACAUGGGGGAUGAGAAAGAGCCACUGAGAAGUAGUGGAAAUGAAUCGUAUGAACUUAGAAGCCAGCAGUUUUGUAAAAUCUAUAUCUAGCAGUGUGCAUCUGUCUCAGUGAAACAGUGAAAGUGGUAUUUUUUUUUUUCUACUGGCCUUGUUCUAUGUAGUUUGUGCAAAUUUUUCACCGAUGAAAGGAAAAUAGGUAGUAGACUCUUUAUCCAAUUUAUCCUGUUACUUACUGAUAGCCAUCUCAAAGUUUCCUUUGAAAACAGGACAAGAAAAAAAAGAUUCCAGUGUGAGUAACAGGUAUAAUGUGAUAGGAGUUUAUUCCUGUAGUACAAAACCAAAAUGCAUAUCUUUGCAGCUAGCUUACCAGGUUCUGAAAAGAAGAAUCACUAAUGGAUUUUUUUUUUGAAGUUAAAUAAAGAGACAAAAAUUAAAAUAAUAAUAAUAAUAUCCCGGCUCAUUCUUAAAGAAAGUGAGAGUUUUCCUGGUUUUGUAAUUGCUUCAACUGUUCUGCUGUGUAUCCCAACAAAAUAGCAUCCGUUCAUUUUACAGUGUGUAUUUUCAUUAUAUUUAAUUCAGGCAUUCCAAAUUACAUCCCCCCUCUUUGUCUGCAUGAACUCCUUCUUCAGAGCCAUGUAAGCCAUGUAUUACACACUACACUGAUGAAACAGAGAUAGUUGUGGUACAGAGGCAUUUUGAUACUUUUCUGUAAGCUGGAGGCUUUCCAUAAAGGUUGGCUGGGAGAGGAGCAGACAUCUGGUCAAAGGCUUACCCUUAACUUCCCAGCUCAACUUUAUGCCAAAAGAAGGAUUAUGAGCAUUAUGCCCUAUAAUUCUAGGUUUUGAUUCUUUAUCAAAUCCCUUUAGUUUUCCAAUAUUUUACCUAAAUGGAGAAUACCCAUUGGUGAAAUUGAAUAUAAAUGCAAGCAUAGUGGAAUUGGAAGCUCCCUAGCAGCAAAAAGAAUUUCCAGAAUGUUAGAAAACCUUCUGCAAAAGCAGAUUUAAUAAUCAAAUGCCUUCAUUUUAAAUAACAGAGCUAGUUAGUUGUUUAUGGUCUUUUUAACCUAUCCUGCAGCACUCUUUAAGCAUCUUGAGAGAUGUCCAAAGAGCUCUUACUUACUAGCACAGAUGACAUGCAGACCAGAUGUGAAGUAUGGAGCAGUUAGUUGAUUUAGGGAAGCACUUCAGAAGAAAAUAAACGUCAUCUUUGCUUCUGGGGACUUGGCAGGGCUGCCCGUAGCUGGCCUCUGCCAAACAUAAAGUGUUUCAUAAAGGAGACAAGCAAGAACAGGAAUAUCUGGGAACCCAAAUGAGAAUAAGAUUUGGAGCUGCGAAUAAAAAAUCCAUGGCGUUCUACAUGAGGUGGUGGGACUUCUCACCUGGCAGUGAAAAUGCUCAGAAUCAUCACACUUCAACUUGUGUGCUAGCAGUGGUCAGAAAGGAUAAUAAAUGCACCAGUUGAGUUAGGUGGACAAGAAAUACGAUGCUGAGGAAUUAGGAACCGUGUAUUUGUAAAGAGUUAAUGAUGUUUUAGUGUAGAAGCAGAACGAGAAUCAAAAAGCAUCAGUACAAAAGCAAGCACUAUGGUUGAAAAAGACAAAGCCUGGAUUUCUGCAUUCCAGAUAGGCUGUUUUCUGUGAGGCAGAUAAGCAAACCUUAUCAAGUGCACGUUUUAAAACAACAGAGGCAUUCCAUCACUCUGCUUCCGACAUAAGUAAAUUCAGGUUAACACUGCCUGCUAAAGAAACAAGCUACAUUCACACUAACAGACGCGUGAACAAAAGAUAACCUGUUUUACACAGUCCACAUGGUGCAUAAUAUUGCAGCUGCAUCAGUUGCACCUGGGGAGGUUCGGCUGGGUAUCAGAAACUUUCUUCUCAGGAGUGGUGGGGCAUUGUGGCAGGCUGCCCAGGGAGGUGGCGGAGUCACUGUCCCUGGAGGUGUUCAAGAAAGGUGUGGAUUUGGCACUGAGGGAUGUGGUUAGUGGGCCCGGUGGGGAUGGGUGUGUUGUUGGACUGGAUGAUCUUAGAGGUCUUUUCCAACCUUGAUGAUUCUAUGGUUCUGUGAUUUCACGGGCUCUGCAGUUCUCACUGUGCAAUGGUAACACCAAGCUGAAGCAGUACAUACGUUCAUUUACCCUAUAUAUUUCAGCUGCAGUAGUUUAUAUUUCAUACCAUUCCCCCACACCUCAGUAUAAGCCAACUUCACACCUGCAGAAAACUAAAAUUUCUGGAAGUACCUUUCUGGUUCAUUGACAUGCAGUGGUGGAUUGUUGGCUUAGCGCUGGUUAUGAGUGCACGAGGCUGAGGUCACUGUGAAGAUGGAGAAAAAACAUGGGCCCACAGGCUGGUAAGUAGCACCGAAUUCCUGCAAACCUGAAGAAAGCUUUCCUUCUUUACUUGAAGCUUUUAAAAUGGUGGCAUUUUCCUCCUGGUGCUUGAAGAGUCAGUUCUGACUGCAGCAGCACUGUGGGGCCUUGUGCUUCCUUUGUAUCAUGCAGGGGCUUGUGGAGUUGGGUCAUUGCUUCAGCAUAGCUGUGACGAGCUUUGCUGUUAUGUUGAUAGGAGGUUGAAGAAGACAGCAAAUGUCAGCCGUGUCUUGGUACACCUCCCGUUAAUCACUCCUGUUGCAGGAAAUGUGCACUCACUCAAAUAAUAACAACAAUUCUGAAAUGAGAAAAAAUCACAACUCAGUAUUCACUUGGUGGUGGACAGAUAGGGCAGACCCUCUUCUACAGACGGCUGCUCUGAGUUACCCAACACGUGUUGGUGCUCCACAUCUCGUGUUACUGUCACUGGUUGUUGUCUGCAUUGUUUCUCCCUUUUGUAUCACGGGUAACAGCAAAUUGGUUUUGGGUUCUGUCUGUAACUUCCAUUGCUCAGCCAACCCCCCGACGUCUGCAUUUUUCAAGGCGGAUCUGCUCCUCACCACUGCGUGAACGCUUCCCAAAGUUUCCUCCAUUUCUAUUAGACACUGAGAAAGAACAUGCAGCUGAUGUCUGACUGGUUCAAACCUUGGUUUGUUUGCUGUAACACCUGGAGAACCAUGAUACACAGGUAAAUCCUCACCAGAGGAUCCAGAAAGAUGGCUGUCGGCACCGAUGAGAACUGCUCAAAUCUGUUUUUCAUGACAGUUUUUUGUUGGCAUCUUAGAAUAAAAGCUAAGAAAUGGCUCUUUUGUGGUAGAAUUUCAGAUACAGGCUUAACCUCAGACGAACAGCCUGUUAACACCCAGCCACUCGUGAGAUAAGAAACAGAAGAAAGUGCUAAACCUUUUAUGUGCGCCUUUACACUUCUUUCGCCUCCCAGCUGAUAACUUAUCUUACGUCACAAAAUGUAGCUGCUUUUUUUCUUCUGAGUCAGUGAUAUAAAUUUGCAAGAGAUAUGUAUUGUUUUUGACACCUCGCAAAGAGAUUCAGCCUUCCUGAAUGUUUUUCAUAUAUUUUUUUCCCCCCUCCUGUUCUGACAAUCGAUAAUUUCAUGUUGAUUGCCACGUCCUGCGCCAGCUGAAGAUCUGAACUGGUGUUUGCGGGUAACUUCUGAGCCUGUUUGUAGGUGAGAGCUGCUGCCUGAGAACAUAGGAGAAUAUCGAUUUAGGAUGGAGGUUUGCACUGAUUUCUCCCCACAUCACUUUUCUGUGUUCAUUCUUCUACUCCAUAACCCUCUGUUUAAACAUGACAACACUUUCCCCAUCUUAAUGCCGUAACUGGAUGAGCCAGCUGCUCAUCUAACAUGACAGUGCCCAGUCAGAGCCAGGUGUGUUGCUCCAUUCAUUCCAACAACCUCACCGUACGCAGCAGACAGCUUCCUUCAGCUUGUUCUCAACAAGCACCCUGGGGGCCAUGAGCCUGCUGCUGCUCCAAGCCGGGACAAGACUUACUGUUUCCUUCCAUCUACAGCUGGUCUUCCCAAUGGAGAGGACCCAGAAAAGGGCCCAGCUUCCCCAGUGCAGGACGAACACCACCAGAAAUGCUUAUAUUUAAUAAAGAGUCCUAAGGAGCACUACAAUUCAUUCCCAGCCUUGCCAGGCAGGGGCAGCUGGUGCAUUGCACUGGAGCAGCACAGGGAUGCUGAGUUUUUAUCAGACUCUGCUGCCUCACGGGUGCCUGCUGAGCAGAGUAGAAUGGCCUCAAGUUGCAUCAGCAGAAGUUCAGGGGAGAAAUUAGGAAAAACUUCUUCUCAGGAAGAGUGGUGAGGCAUUGGAAGGGGCUGCCCAGGGAAGUGGUAGAAUCAGUCUCCCUGGAGGUGCUCAAGAAACAUGUAGAUGUGUCACUGAGGGACGUGGUAUAAUGGCAUGAUGGCGAUGGGUCGACAGUUGGAUUACAGGUCCGUUCCAACCUCAGUGUUUCUCUGAUUCUAUGGUUCUAUUUCAGGCCUUGAAGAGCGGCUUCCCACAGCCUGAAGCUCACCAGGGUCUCAUCCUUGAAGCUGCAGCAUUUUCCCUUAUCAACAGCGAGCAGAUUUUUCACUCCUAGUGGUGGAUUUCCAUCACAAAGUAUUAACCAAGGCUUCUCAAGGGGUGGGAAAGCAACAUGCAAUGUGCGAAGUCCUAGGACUUAACACAGUGAGCAGUGGGCCGGCGCCCAAAUUCCUGCUGGCAAGGUGAUGUCUUUGUGAAACACAGAUGGUCAUCACAUUGUACCCUGGGCAGAAAUAUCCAUCUAAUAGCACCGCCACUUUUCAGAGAAAAGAAAUGUACAAAAAUGACAAAUUUUCAGGCCCAAGGGAGAAAUGGCAGAAAAGAGGAAUGGGUAAAAACGGUGGGGAAUUUGAAAACACAGUAUUUGAAAGCAGAGUGCAGAAGCCCUGCAGCCCAGACACAGAUUGCUUUGCAGGCCUCUCUAAAAUGUUCCGUGUUGCCCUGGUGUGCCAUGGGAAAAAUCCUUCCCAGUCAGCUCCCUUCAUAUCAAUGGAAACCCCCAAACUUAUUUCCAAGGAAGCAAAGCCUCAGUGCUAAUGUUCCUCCGUUUCAAAUGUGCUUCCAUUCCAUUUAGCUCGAAACAGCUUGGCUGCUUGCACUACAGGAGAAGUAAGUUUAAAUCCAGCUGUUCAGCCCAUGGAUCCUGUGAGUCAGCAUGGCUGCUGCCUGUAGGGGUGGCUGGGAAUGUUUAGGGGCUGAAAUGGUUUAUAUAAACACUUGCACUGAAACUGAUGCUCUGCCAGCCCACGGUGAGACCUCUGUUCCCAGGGUACGCCAUGCAGCUGCUUAAUUCCUGCAAGAACUCACAGCGGACGUUAAAAAGACAGAAGUACACCUAUGGUCGUACUUCGGCAUCGGGAAGAUUAGUGGGCCAUCACCAUAGAGAAUGCGGCGAUAGCGCAGACCCCUUCAACGGCGCUACGGGGAAUUCAGUGCUCGUGAAAGCCCGCUGGAGCGCAUUGCGUGGUGCUCUCACAGCCACUCGCACGGAAGUAGCCGGAGGACCGCACUGAAGCAGUGUCUAAACGCGUAUUUGUCUGAAUGUGCUCUUUAGCCGACCGCUGGAAGGAUAUUUUUAGGCGGUGUUAGAAUACUAAUUUAUUUUCUUUUGCUCUGCAAAGGGGCAAACGCAGGCGCUGGCAGCGGGGCGAUCUAACGCCGAUGGAACGACGCCUGCGUUUGCAGCCCGCUGCGUUUGGUUCAUCUGGAGCGCCACCGCCCCCUGGUGGGCAAACAUCGCCACCGCAACGCCACGCGCAAGGGGGGGUUUCAGCGCACGUACAGAAACUUAAGUAGAACACAUCCAGCAGUGUUUACCCCGUGUCUCCUUUCUUGGAUAACUCUACCACAUGCUCUGGCCACCGGCCGCCUGUCAGAACGUAUCGGUCAUUUCAGUUGACGUCUUACGCGCGCAGAAAUGUCAACUUAGCAUUUCUGCAGCAGACGGCACCGAGACAGAGAGUACUGCUGGGCUGUUCGUUCCAGAGGUACCACUGCAACCUCACUUCACGUGCUUCUGGGCUCGGAGCUGCGUUCUCACUCGUGUUUCCUCUCUACUUCUGAACAAAAACAUGACUGCAAUUGUUAAUGAAUGCU